Mugil cephalus (flathead mullet) is the source of this 4958-nucleotide messenger RNA. RefSeq names its product phosphatidylinositol 4-phosphate 5-kinase type-1 alpha-like. Lineage: Eukaryota; Metazoa; Chordata; Actinopteri; Mugiliformes; Mugilidae. Gene Ontology annotation, biological process: phosphatidylinositol metabolic process. The record is from RefSeq and is a predicted model, not a curated record. The transcript has 16 exons. The coding region runs from base 231 to 1970 and encodes 579 amino acids. Gene Ontology annotation, molecular function: phosphatidylinositol kinase activity.
CCGGUUAGCAGAGCUGAGCACAAAGCUGCUGCUUCCUUGUUUAUUUUUGUUUGGGGUAAAACUGUGCCUUUUUAAAGUAGAAGUUUAUUUUUUCUUCGCGUGGAAACUCCCAGACCUCCUCCGCAAGAUCUUCGAACCUUCUUGAACUUAUACCCCGAGCAGUUUGACAGUCCUUGUGGUAAAUUCAGGAUUUUCUUCAAGACCACGUCUGAGAUCAGUUUCUAGUCUGAAUGGCCACAGCUUCAGAGGAUCCUCCAGGGCUGCAGGGCCAAAAUUCGUCUGGGCUUCGAAGAAAUGUAUCUACUGAGGGUCCGAGCAGCAGCAUGUCGCAGCCCGUGAAAAAAAUCGGUCAUCGUGGAAUUGAUCCCACUGGAGAGACGACGUACAAGAAGACAACAUCAUCUGCUCUGAAAGGUGCCAUCCAGCUAGGGAUCACACACACCAUCGGCAGCUUAAGUCAAAAACCUGAGAGAGACGUGUUGCUACAGGACUUUGAGGUGGUGGAAAGCAUCUUCUUUCCCAGUGAAGGCAGUAACCUGACACCAGCACAUCAUUAUGGAGACUUCAGGUUUAAAACAUACGCCCCAGUCGCCUUUCGCUAUUUUAGAGAGAUGUUUGGCAUCCGGCCCGGUGACUACAUGUGUUCUCUGUGCAAUGAGUCGCUUAUCGAGCUGUCAAACUCCGGGGCCAGCGGGUCUAUUUUCUACCUCUCUAGUGAUGAUGAGUACAUUGUUAAAACAGUGCAGCACAAAGAGGCAGAAUUUCUACAGACGCUACUGCCUGGAUAUUUCAUGAACCUGAACCAGAACAAACGGACCUUGUUGCCAAAGUUUUAUGGGCUGUACUGCGUUCAGGCCGGCGGCAAAAACAUCCGCAUUGUUGUCAUGAACAAUCUGCUACCGAGUUCUGUACGAAUGCACCUCAAGUUCGACCUGAAGGGCUCCACGUAUAAGCGGCGCGCCUCGGCUAAAGAGCGAAAGAAGACCGUGCCCACGUACAAGGAUCUGGAUUUCAUGCAGGACAUGUCCGAGGGGCUGUUACUGGACGCGGACAAGUACAAUGCUGUUUGCAAGACCAUCCACAGAGACUGUUUGCUCUUGCAGAGUUUCAAGAUUAUGGACUACAGCCUUCUGGUUGGAAUUCACAACCUGGAUCAGGCCUGUCUAGAGCAGGCCAGCGAAGAGGCUGUGGCCGGAGCUGCCGACCAACGAAGGCCGCAAGGUCAAAAGUCCCUGUACAGCACGGCUAUAGAGGCCAUCCAGGCAGAGUCGAUGACCAUGGGAUCCACAGACACGGAGAACGAAACGGGAGGAAUUCCUGCACGAAACUCAAAAGGGGAGAGGCUGCUGGUGUACAUUGGCAUUAUUGAUAUUCUGCAGUCGUACAGACUGGUGAAGAAGCUUGAGCACUCCUGGAAAGCUCUGGUUCAUGAUGGGGACACUGUGUCCGUACACAGACCGGGAUUCUACGCGGACCGCUUUGAAAGGUUCAUGUCCAGUACGGUCUUCAAAAAGAUUUCACAGAAGGGUUCCCCAAAUAAGAAGCGGCACGCAGCGCCUUACAGUCUCAUGAAAAAAACAGCCGGCUCUGGGCCUUCUCUGAUGACCCAAACCAGCACCAGCAGCCAGCAGCCUUCACUCCAGCAGCAGGUCAGCGUAGACCCCAGAGAAGACGGCGAAGACGCCAGCGCCAAGCAGGCAGGUCGUCCCGACCUCCUCCCAGAAAACUUGCAGCCCAGCAGCGCUGCGAGCAACGCUCCUGAAGCCGCCAUCUCCUCCUCCGCCUCAGGAAACCUCGAGUUUUCUUCCUCAACUCUGCCUCAUACUGAAAAAUCCAGUUCGGGGGCAGCGGCUUCAAGCAAAGACAAGGAGAACGGCUCCCCCAAGAGUGCCCUUCAAGAAAGUAUCGGUGCUGACGAAGCGAUCUCGCUCAGUGACGUAGUUCCAAGUGCAAACAAAUGCUCUGUGUAGACGCGGGAAAGACGACUAGACUCAAACAAACCUGGAGGACGUUCCGAUCGUGGCUGAAAUGUUUCGGCUCCCCUCCCCUUUCGGGUGUGAUGCGCGCUACCAGAAUAUGAAAACAGUCGCAAAGAGAAACAUCGAGACCAAGUGGGGUAUUAAAUGUUUUCUGCUGUUCUUGUUUUUUUUUUGCACUUUGCUUUCCAAGUCUUAACGUGAUACGGGGACGUAAGAGGAGCGGUCGUGUUCGGACACUAGUAACUGCGGUUGCAUUAAUGCUGUGGUUGUUGAACACUAUUAUUCAUCUCAUGUUGAUGCCUGAUACGCUCCACUAAGCAGCAUUUGGUGUAGAUCACAACACGGGGACUUAGCCUAGUUGGGCGGUUAUUUUUCAUUAGGUCCUCCUUUGUGUUCACCAGAUUGCUGUAACAUAUUCUCAUGCAGAUUGUCUGUGCACGCGUUUGUCCGACUGCCCGGAGGUCCAAGUCAAGAGUAACCUUUCUCCUUUACGUUUGGAAACUCCAACACAAAACUAUAUUACUAGGAUGGGGAACAGGGUUUUAAAUAAAAGGCUUUAUUUUGAAAGAAAUUGCUGUAUUCAUAUGGGGUAGGUUUCCUUUUUAUUCCCCCAAAUAGCUUACUCUGAAUACAGUUGAUGCUGGAAGAAGACGUGUUUUAUUUUUGUUUUGUUCUGAUGGACCUGCACUACUUUAGAGACUGUGAAUACUAAGAGUCACCUCUAAUGUACAGGUCAAAGAGAUUAUUUAAAUGGAUCCUUUUAUAUACAUUUAUCUAUAUAUAUAUAUAUAUAUACAUAUAGCUCAUAUGGGCUGACAUCAGUUUUAGGUCUUGUGAUCCAAUGUGACUGAUACUCAGAUAGCUGUUGACAAACUACCACAAUAAACAAAGACGUGUGGCCCGCCUCAUGAGGCCAGACUAACGAGUUAUUGGACUGAUCCUCGCCUUAUCUGAGUUACAAAACUGAGCUGCUGCAAUAGUAACUCAUACCACUGCCGAAGCCCAAAGGAAGUAGUCUGUGUCGAGGCGAAUUUAAAUGCACAGCAGACAUAUAAGAACCACGUCCUCGUGAAUCAGGCGACCAAGUUGUUACGGUUUUGGUACAAUCGCUUUGUUUUCCAUUUUAAUUGACGAGACUGGAAAUAGUGUUGUUUGUAAAGUUGUAAUAGACUUCACAAACAACAAAUAGCACAGACAUUGAAGUUUUUAUAUGGUGUUGGUACUGAUUGAAAAUUAAAUUCACUGUUUCGUAUUAGUUGGGCCUCUGUGAUCAUUUUGGAAGCAGUUUGUGUCGUCGUACUACUACUGCUUUAAACCAGCAGGUGCUUUUUGUAUCUGUUAAUAUCGGUGUAAAAAGAUUUGCACAUGUGUAUGAAACUAGGACACAUGUGGUCACUGAUGCAUAAAAAUCUGGAAGCAGCUUGAUACCAUUCAGCUGCAGAUGCUGAGGAAAAAGGAAGCGAUGCUUCAGCGAGUUAGACACAGGUGUCCCCAAAGGAGCCAGUGUGUGUUUUACUUUAUUUGAUUUUUUUGUUUCAUGGAUAGUAUGCACAUGUUUUACAUUUUGUUCUCGGCUGUCCUCUGUCUUCCUGGUUACUAUAUAUGUAUAUAUAUAAAUAUAUAUACAUGUAUAUGUGAGGGUGGGUUGUGGACUGUGGUAUCUUAAAAAGGAAAUAAUCGCUGUUGGCUGGUGGAAGUUUGGACGUUGCUGCUGAUAAUCUGCGUUUUCUUUAAAGUAUUUUUUUUUUAUAAACACGUUUCCACUAUUUGCUGCUAAGCCUACUUUGGAUUGCAACCACUUAAAGAUUAUAUGUCUGCUGAUUGAUUUAUGGUGUAUUGCCUUACAAGUUAAGCAUUCCUGUGCAUUUAUCAUUCCCUUCUUUUUCUAAAAACAAAUCUUUUGUUGCUAUAAUUCCUGACGAGAAUAACCAUUUAAUCUGCCGCCUUUAAUUAAGUUCUUUUUUUUUUUUUUUUUUUUUUUUAAGGCGUUGCAUGUGAUCGUCUUCUUCUGAUUAUUAACAUUGUUUCUGUCGUCCGUAAAAACACAAAGUUAGGAGUGCCAGUUUGUUAAGCUUUGUGAGACGGUGUUAAGCAGCGCUAAGUGUAGUAAGGCUGAUAACUUAACCUACUCUGAGAUUUUUUGAGACAGGCCCAAACUUUACAUGGUGAUGGCUGCUUUGUGUGUGAAUGGGAACAAGGCAAAAGAGUUUGUGUACUUUAUAUAAACUAUGUAGGGUGGCUCAUUUCCAGUUUUGGCACUCUGGAUGGUGUGUGCAGUCUUUUAACCUGGUGUAUUUAUUGGGUCUCAUUAAAUUGCCAAGUAUUACUGAGGUGUUUUAUAUUUGAAAAUACAUAAAAUGUGUUAGAAUUUAGCUAUAGUUCAAUAGCACAAAAGCAAUCUGUACUUUAAAAGAUGCUUCAACUAUGCAACAAAAUUCUUUGUUUACACCAUAAAAUAUUCCUAAAUAAAAACUGUGCAAUAUAUGGAAUUGAUUGAUCAUUUUUAAACUGCCGGUAAAUGGUAUGUAGGGGUAUUUUAUUCUCUUGGCUGUUGUAUCAAACUGUCAGACGAUGCUCUGUCCCAACAUUGAAAGUGAAACUGUGCCUUACUGUAAAAACUCCACAGCAGUUACGCACGCAGCCUAUGAACCAAAUAUGUAAAUAGUUGUAUUUAUUAUAGUAUUUAUUGCUGUAUGUAUUGCUCCGGUGUCCAAAAUGUCAGUUAAUGGUGAUCGUGGAUCCUGUAUUUUAUGGCAGUUUUAAUUAUUAUCUUAACACAAGUGAAAAAAAUCAUCCUGUGUGUAUUUUGUUUUAACUUGCAUUCAGAUUGUAUAUAAUUCAUGUGUAUACACGAAUCUCAAUAAUGCCUUUUCAUGUUCACAUGAAUUUUUAAUUCACAUUGUUCUGUCUCUUUCUCUUUUGGGGUUGUCAUGUUUUUUACACUUGUACAUAAAGUUAUUAAAGAAAAAGGAAACAUGG